CACAAUGAUCGGUUAAGAGAGAGUGUUGAUAGCCCUUGAUGCAUAAGAUUGUUGAGUGGUUCAUUGAAAAUGUCAAACAAUAACCUUUCUAUAAAUGGUCCUUUCCCUCUAAUUUGGAACAACACCACUGCAAAUAACGUUACCAAAAUCCCACUCAAUUCUAUUCCACAAGCUUUCAACCAACGUUCACGAUCGCCAAUGCUGAAUGCGAUGGCCGAGAACAUCUAAAAUUUAAGAGCCCAUUGUCGUUGUUAACAAAAUAAAAGCAGGGUUUGUGACCCAUCCACAGGAAACAUACCAACAAAAAGUUUCAAUGAGCACACAUGGUUCUUACAGCAUGAGAUCCAAAGCCUCCUUUGAAAAUGAAGGCAAGGCCACGGUGAAAGAAAGUGGGGGAGGAGGGAGUGGAGGGAAGAACGGGAAGACAAUGUCCUCCAACAGCAAGGAGAAUCUGUUCAUAUGUUUUCUGGUGACACUUUGGUACUCUUCAAACAUUGGUGUGAUCCUUCUCAACAAGUACCUGCUUUCAAACUAUGGGUUCAAAUUCCCCAUCUUCCUCACAAUGUGCCACAUGUCAGCCUGUGCUGUUUUCAGCUAUAUCUCCAUUGUGUUCUUCAAGGUGGUGCCUCAGCAAAUGAUCAAAUCGAGGUCCCAGUUCAUGAAGAUUGCAACUUUGAGUCUUGUCUUCUGUGCCUCUGUGGUGGGUGGCAACAUAUCCCUCAGGUACCUCGCCGUGUCCUUCAACCAGGCGGUCGGGGCAACCACACCCUUUUUCACUGCUGUCUUUGCCUAUUUGGCUACCCUUAAGAGAGAAGCUUGGGUUACGUAUGCUGCCCUUGUUCCUGUUGUUGCUGGGGUUGUCAUUGCAAGUGGGGGUGAGCCAGGGUUUCACUUAUUUGGAUUCGUUAUGUGCCUAAGUGCUACCGCUGCAAGAGCUUUCAAGUCUGUCCUUCAGGGCCUUUUACUUUCUUCUGAAGGGGAAAAGUUGAACUCGAUGAAUUUGCUCCUUUACAUGUCUCCAAUCGCCAUCCUAGUUUUGUUGCCUGCAGCUCUUAUCAUGGAACCCAAUGUGGUAGAUGUGACACUCACGCUUACAAAGGACCAUAAAUCUAUGUGGCUUCUUCUUUUUCUUAACUCUACCACAGCUUAUGCAGCAAACUUAACAAACUUCUUGGUGACCAAACAUACUAGUGCUCUCACACUCCAGGUGUUAGGCAAUGCAAAAGGUGCAGUGGCUGUUGUAAUCUCCAUACUGCUAUUCAGAAACCCUGUGACUAUUGUGGGCAUGGGUGGAUACACAAUUACUGUGAUGGGAGUAGCUGCAUAUGGGGAAACAAAAAGGAGGUUUAGAUGAACAUGGCAGAGCAUUCACCACAUUGUCUUAUUCGUGUAUUUUAUUGUAGUUAUUUAUGAUAUGAACAAGAUUCCUUGUAACGUGUGUAGGAGUAGAAGGAAGUGAUUUUAUACUAAUAUGCUGUUGUAUCUACCACAUAAAUAUUUAUCUAUCACUCGUACAUUUUAUCCCAA
This is a messenger RNA of Vigna radiata var. radiata (mung bean), 1527 nucleotides long. Its product is annotated as UDP-URONIC ACID TRANSPORTER 1. Gene Ontology annotation, cellular component: Golgi apparatus. Bases 314 to 1354 code for a protein of 346 amino acids. The record is from RefSeq and is a predicted model, not a curated record. The transcript has 5 exons. Gene Ontology annotation, molecular function: antiporter activity. Lineage: Eukaryota; Viridiplantae; Streptophyta; Magnoliopsida; Fabales; Fabaceae.